AUGCGUUUGGCUCAGGCUCUUCCUGCCACAGUAGUGGCUUCUUCCGCCGCUCAGGGGGUGGUUGCUCCAAAGGACUUAGAUAUCACCAGUGCCUAUUCUGUUCGUAAUGUGGCUGCCACCAUUGUUCAUGAUGCAAUGACCUACUACACAGGCAAUACAUCGUCUGUCCCCAAUGAAGUUGGAGAUCUCCAUGACCCAUACUACUGGUGGGUAGCUGGUGCCCUCUGGGGUUCCUUGUUGGACUACUACCACUACACCAAGGACCCAACAUACAACGAUGUUGUCAUUCAAGCCCUGCUGGCACCAACAAACAUUGGACCCAACUUUGAUUACAUGCCAGCCGAGCAUGCUUUUGAGGAAGGAAAUGACGACCUCUACUUCUGGGGCUCCGCUGCUUUGGCCGCCGCGGAGAGGAACUUCCCCCAGCCCGAUGCAGCCAUCCCGUCAUGGCUCGAGAUUGGUGCCAACGUGUUCAACUCGCUCCAAGGCCGAUGGAACAUGACCCACUGCGGCGGUGGGCUCAACUGGCAAAUCUUUGCAGACAACCCGAACGGCAUGAACUACAAGAACUCGGUUAGUAACGGAGGGUUCUUCCAGCUUGCCGCUCGUCUUGCCCGAGCCACCGGAAACGCUACUUAUCUUGAAUGGGCAGAAAAGGCUUGGAACUGGUCGUUUGAUAUAGGAUUCAUCGACCCCGAAAGCUACCAUGUCUAUGAUGGGACUGAUGCCGCCAACAACUGCAGCGAUGUUAACAAGAUCUCCUAUACCUACACGAGCGGAAUCUACCUUCAUGGAGCGGCCGUUCUCGCCAACCACACCAACGAUGCCAAGUGGGCCGAGCGAACAACCAAGCUCCUGGACGGAGCUAAGUGGUUUUUCGGACCGUACGAGAACGCCACUGAUAUCAUGUACGAAGGUGCCUGCGAGACCGUCGAGAAGUGCAACGCCGACAUGGAUACCCACAAGGCCUUCCUCUCACGCAACAUGUGGCAGGCGACCACCAUGCAGGCUUCUCUGCAGCCCGAGGUCGAGAGGCUCCUGGGGGCCUCGGCCAAGGCUGCUGCCCUCAGCUGCAGUGGCGGCGACAGCGGUACCAUCUGUGGAAGGAAGUGGUAUGUCGGUGGCUACGACGGCGCCCCGGGUCUCGGGCAGCAGAUGACUGCUCUCGAGACGAUCCAGGGGUGGCUCAUUCACGAGGCCGCGCCGCCAUUGUCGGGAGAUGCGAUCCAGGUCGUGCGGGAUACGAACUGGACGCCUGUGGACCCGUACCGACCUGACUCUGCCUAG
This is a messenger RNA of Clonostachys rhizophaga, 1287 nucleotides long. The record is from the annotation of a GenBank genome assembly. Lineage: Eukaryota; Fungi; Ascomycota; Sordariomycetes; Hypocreales; Bionectriaceae.